This is a messenger RNA of Aspergillus saccharolyticus JOP 1030-1, 1467 nucleotides long. Its product is annotated as aromatic prenyltransferase. Gene Ontology annotation, biological process: alkaloid metabolic process. The record is from RefSeq and is a predicted model, not a curated record. NCBI's taxonomy places the organism in Eukaryota, Fungi, Ascomycota, Eurotiomycetes, Eurotiales, Aspergillaceae. Bases 1 to 1467 code for a protein of 488 amino acids. The transcript has 2 exons. Gene Ontology annotation, molecular function: transferase activity, transferring alkyl or aryl (other than methyl) groups.
AUGGCAACCCUAGGUCAGCCAAGCAAGCCGGUUACGCUCCCAGGAUCUCUUCCUUUGUCUGAACCUUGCCGGGAAGAGCCCCCCCACAAAGACACCACUGCCCCUGACACCCAGACAACCCAAGCCUCCAAGCAUAGCAUUUCCGACAACCCAUGGGACAUCAUCGUCCGAUAUCCUCCUCAUCCCCCGGACUCUGAGGAGCUCAAAUGGUGGGAGAACAUCGCCCCUCUCAUGGGCCGCCUCCUCCAAGUAGCUCACUACCCUCUGUCGGAGCAGUAUCAACACCUGCUCUUUCUCCGCAACCAGCUCGUUCCACUUCUAGGCCCCUACCCACACCAAUAUCACAGCCUAUUGACGGUCACAGGCCACCCGUUUGAGGCCAGCCUCAACCUCCAGGGGGCCGGCGCCGCAGCCACCGUGCGUCUCACGAUGGAGCCCCUCGGGCGGAUGACAGGCCCAAACCGUGACCGCUUUCGACAGGUAGGCGUCGCGCAGAUCUGCGCGCAGAUAGCGGGGCUCGGGCUGCAGGGCUUUGAUCUGGAACUGCACCGGCACAUCACGGCUCAUCUGACCCUUUCCGGCGAGGAGGAAAGACGGCUCACCCGCGAUGAUCAUGCAUUCGACGCGGUCUCGGUGCAAGCCACCCACUGCAUGGGCUUUGAUUUCCUGCCGGCGGGGGCGAGCGCCGUCAAAGGCUACUUCUUUCUGGGGGUGCGGUGGAAGCUCGCCCCAGCCGCGCUGGGGGCGACGCUUCUGCAGUGUCUGGAGCAGAUACCCGCCCGAUGCCACGUGGAGAGUUUGGAGGCCAUGCGGCCGGCGGUCGAGUACAUGGAGGCGGGUCAGCAUUUCAACGACUACACCUUUUUGGGGUGGGAUUAUACCGAUCCUGCGGCGGCGCGAGUGAAGCUUUAUGGCGUCUGUGGGGGCAAUCCCAGUCUGGAGACGGCGGAGGAGAUCUGGACGAUCGGCGGCAGACUGCAGGCAGAGCCAUGGUGCCCCAAGGGUCUCGAGCUUCUGCGUCGGCUGUGGAAGUACCUGGAGGAGGAUGAGGAGACGGAGACCUGCUCCUGCGGACGCCCUCUGGCUAGUACUAGAGAUGCGGCAGAUCAGGAGCAGCGCGGAUCCCACCGGCAGAUUUGCUUGGCUAGGAAGCUCCUCGCCCUGGCCUGGAAUUAUGAAGUCCAGCCGGGACGCUCGACGGCCCUCCCCAAGUUAUAUCUCUCGGUACACCGGAAAAAUGAUCUCUUUGUGGCCAGAGCUCUCGCGCGGUUUUUCCGCUCCCUUGGUUGGGAGGAUAGAGCUCGCACUUAUGUUGAGGACCUGCAGUAUGUUUUCGCACACGAGGAUCUAAGCCAGUCCACCCGCGUUCACAAUAUCGUGUCCCUGGCGUAUACAGAGGAGAAAGGAGCCUAUGUGAGCAUGUACUAUCAUUCGUGCUUGGAGUAUGGAUCAGCUCUGGUCGAGUAG